AUGAGUAAAGAUAUUGAAGAAAUGAUAUCUAAAUGUACAAUUUGUGAAAGAUAUAGCAACGCAAACACUAAAGAACCGUUAAUUUCACAUGAGAUACCAAAAGUUCCUUUUGAAAAGGUAGCGAGUGACAUUUUACAAUUUAGAGAAGAAAAUUAUUUAGUACUUCAAGACUAUUAUUCAAAAUGGUUAGAAAUCAUUAAACUUAAAAACAAAACAGGAUUAGAAGUUAUUGGUAAAUUAAAAACUGUAUUUGCUACACAUGGAAUACCUAGUAUACUCAUAUGUGAUAAUCAACCAUAUAAUUCACAUGAAUUUAAAGAAUUUUCAAAAAAAUGGUUAUUUAAAAUAGUAACAAGCUCACCAAAUUAUCCACGGAGUAAUGGAUUAGCGGAACGCGCGGUGCAAACGGCUAAGAAAAUAUUAGAGAAAUCUAAACAAGAAAAUAUAGAGAUGGAGGCAGCACUUUUAGAAUAUAGAAAUAUGCCAAUAUCAGGAUUAGAUGUUCCACCUGCUCAAAUAAUGUUCAACAGGAGAGUUAAAACAAAAGUUCCUGUACACGUUAAGUUGUUACAACCGGCAGUACCUCAAAACGUUCAUAAGAAGAUGAAAAACAAAUUCGUACAAAAAAUUAUCAUGACCUACAUGCGAAAAAGCGUGAUGACUUUCGAGAAGGUGAAAAUGUAUUAG
Cyphomyrmex costatus is the source of this 687-nucleotide messenger RNA. RefSeq lists its product as uncharacterized. Gene Ontology annotation, molecular function: nucleic acid binding. The record is from RefSeq and is a predicted model, not a curated record. The transcript has a single exon. NCBI's taxonomy places the organism in Eukaryota, Metazoa, Arthropoda, Insecta, Hymenoptera, Formicidae. The coding region runs from base 1 to 687 and encodes 228 amino acids. Gene Ontology annotation, biological process: DNA integration.